AAUGUAAAAUCAACAUACAAAAAUGAAUGCCAUUAAAAAAUGAGAAAAUAUCUGAAAAUAUUGAAUGAUAAGAAACAUUUGUAAUUUUAUCAAAUUAGUUACAUCGAAAUUUGUGUUUUUGUGUUCGGUUGACGAAUGUUAUCCAAUCCCGCGCCUGGACUAGACUAGGGGAUACAGUACUACUAUAGCAGACGAUCAUUCCAAUUAUUCUUAGCCGACAGAGAGCGCUCCUGAACUCAAAAAUUAACAUAUUAUCUUAUUUUGGCUAAUGGCCUCUGCAGUCUGCUCUCAAGUCAAGUCUGCUGAGCCCAGCACAACAGCACUGCAGUUUGAUCUGAGCCAUGAGCCCUAAGGACUUUGAAAAGAGUCCUGAGCGAUGGUUUUAUUAGUUUUUUAUCAUAAAUAUUAAUUAUUGCAAGUUCUUAACAAUAUUUGAAAGUUAUUCCAGAAGUAAUAGGAAGAAAAGACAGGAUGGCAGAGGACGAUAAUCUAUUAUUCUGUAGAUCUAGCAAUAAUACAACUGAACAUUGGGUUCAAGAACAAGAUGAACUCUGGGAUGAUACUGCUUUGAUCAAAGCCUACGAUAAGGCAAUCAACAAAGCAAAAGAAGAAGUAUCCAAACGUUUGGGUUUGGAGAAUCCACAGUCAGCUGCAAUGUCAAGUACAAAUUCCACGGGUACCAAAAGUAAACACAAGGCUACAUCACAAAAAAAUCAAAGGAGAUGGUGUGUCGGAUCUCCAUGCCGAGCUGUCUAUUCAGAAGAUGGUAUAGUUUAUGAAGCUGUGAUUGUAAAAAUCUUUGACGACUCCAAGACAUGCAUAGUUAAAUUUAUUGGUUAUGAGAAUAUAGAAAAAGUUAAAUUGGAUUCACUCACAGAGUCUGAGGGUUUACAAAGUCAAAUUGCUCAACAAAAAGAAGCUGCAGAAGCAGAAAAAAAUUCUGCUAAUUUAGAAGAUGAUGAAUCUCAUAUAGCAAAUGGAUAUCAAGAAAAUAUGGACUAUGAAACAAAUGAAAUUAAAUCAUUUAAAAAUUUUUACAAUCCAAGUUCUUCAUUUAACCCUAACUUUGGAGCAAUACCUCCAGCACCACCACUACCACCACAGUUUAUGGCUAGGUUACCUGAAAAUGAUGCAGAUGCUUUGUCAAGUAUGCUAAUGUCAUGGUACAUUAGUGGAUUUCAUACUGGAUACUAUCAUGGAAUGAAACAAGUACAGAGUAAUCAAGGACACAGAAAAAAAUAACAAGCAUGAAAUUGAAGACUUUUUAAAUUGUAAAGUAUUAUAAGUUAAAUUUGUAUAAAAUAUUACUUUCUACAAAAUCA
This is a messenger RNA of Phymastichus coffea, 1322 nucleotides long. RefSeq names its product survival motor neuron protein (gene Smn). Gene Ontology annotation, molecular function: RNA binding. Gene Ontology annotation, biological process: mRNA processing. Gene Ontology annotation, cellular component: nucleus; cytoplasm. The record is from RefSeq and is a predicted model, not a curated record. The transcript has 6 exons. Lineage: Eukaryota; Metazoa; Arthropoda; Insecta; Hymenoptera; Eulophidae. Bases 472 to 1242 code for a protein of 256 amino acids.